Messenger RNA from Fusarium oxysporum Fo47, 1410 nucleotides. RefSeq names its product major facilitator superfamily domain-containing protein. Lineage: Eukaryota; Fungi; Ascomycota; Sordariomycetes; Hypocreales; Nectriaceae. Gene Ontology annotation, cellular component: membrane. The transcript has 3 exons. The coding region runs from base 1 to 1410 and encodes 469 amino acids. Gene Ontology annotation, molecular function: transmembrane transporter activity. The record is from RefSeq and is a predicted model, not a curated record. Gene Ontology annotation, biological process: transmembrane transport.
AUGAACUCGAAAUCUUGCCAGAUAGAGCAAACUCAACAACAGAAUCAUGACGAGUUAGAAGAGAAGUUGGGCUCUGUGGAGGCCGUGCAGCAGCCCGAAACGAACGACAGCGGAGAGUCGAUCGAUGAACUUGAGCAUUGGAACAGCCCUCGAAUAAACUCGUAUCGUUACUAUGCCACCAAUUUCUCAUUUCUCAUUAUGGGUAUGAAUGAUGCAUCUCCAGGGGCUCUACUGCCAUACAUUGAAACAUAUUAUGGCAUCAACUACACCACCGUCUCCACUCUCUUUCUUGUACCUGUAGCUGGUUAUGUAGUCGCUGCACUCACCAAUAACUGGAUACACUACACCCUAGGCCAACGAGGCGUUGCAGUUCUUGGGCCUCUCUGUCGUCUCAUCGCCUACAUUCCCGUGGCACUUCACCCUCCAUUUCCAGCGCUACCCUGCGUAAUGCUGUUUACUGGUUUCGGUAACGGUAUCCAAGAUAGUGGCUACAAUGCCUGGAUCGGUAACAUGCACAGAGCCAACGAGCUCUUGGGUUUCCUCCACGGCGCCUAUGGCCUCGGUGGCACCAUUGGCCCUCUGAUUGCGUCUGCCAUGGUAACUGAGGGGAAAUUGAACUGGUACACCUUCUACUACAUCAUGACAGGACUUGCUGCGGUUGAACUUGUUGUUGGAACAGCCGCAUUCCGGGAUGCAACCGGCCAAGUGUAUCGACAGCGAGUUCGCUACGACGAAGCUAAAGACCGUGCAACAACACGCAUGGCACUCAAGAAACCCAUCACCUGGAUAGUUGCCGUCUUUCUCCUGGGAUACGUCGCGACUGAGGUCAGCUUGGGGGGUUGGAUUGUCACUUUCAUGCUUCGAGUACGACAUGCCAAACCUUUCCUUGCUGGCUUGACAGUUACGCUGUUCUGGCUCGGGCUGACAUUGGGUCGAGUUGUUUUGGGCUUCGUCACAGAGAGGACUGGUGAGAAGACGGCCAUCAUGGUCUAUCUCAUGCUCUCCAUAGGGUUGGAACUGCUGUACUGGCUUGUCCCCAACUUCGUCGCCUCUGUCAUCUUCGUCAUGCUUCUUGGAUUCUUCCUGGGGCCUCUGUUCCCUGCUGCCAUGGUUGCUGCAACCAAGUUACUCCCAGCUGAUUAUCACGUCAGUGCCAUUGGGUUCGCGGCUGCGGUCGGAGGAGGUGGUGCAGCUGUGGGACCAUUCGCGGUUGGUGCAAUUGCGCAAAAGACCGGAGUUCAGGUUCUACAGCCUAUAAUAGUCGGACUCCUUGGUGCUAUCACUCUGAUAUGGCUUCUCCUCCCAGGAGGGUUCAGAAAGGGAGGUCUCGAGAGAGCAAGGGAGCAGAAUCUGAGGCCUGGAGGUGAUGUGAAGGAGGCUUGGUUAUGGUUUAAGUCGAAGGUGGUUUAG